GAUUGUACGACCCCCAACGGUAGAGUUUCGAUUCCUUUUACAGCUGAAAGAUUGCUGUAAAAAUGGACGAUAUAUCAAUAUCUUUUGAGUAGCACUACCUAACUAGAUCGCAAAAGCUUCACCUCUUUCGGUUUUAGAAAUUUACUUGCAGAAAGUAAAAAGCUAAUAACGUACAACUUCUUUAUCAUCUGAAUCGACUAAAAAUUUUUUACAACACAUUUAACAAAAUCAAAAUCCGCCUAUACUACAGCUUUGACUUUAUUGUAAAACUACACUUCUUCAAAAACAAAAACAGCAACAUGUCUGGAACAACUUAUAGUAGCUAUUUUUCAAAGAGGAUUAUGUACUACUUUCCGCUCUUCCUCUUGAUUUUUGUCACUUUUCUCUCCUGUUUGUCGUUGUGGCAAGUUCUGGGUGGCUCGGUGGUUGCUACAGCACCGGAAAAUACUGCGGACCACAGUGCGGCGACGGGAGCUCUGAACAACAUUUUUGUGGAUGAAAGUACAACGAGAAUAAAGCAUGAACAUGAAGCUUCCGCGCCGCUAUGAAAGCCUCAGGUUGGAAAUCCUCAAACUGGAAAUAAUUUGUAAUGCAAAAAAACGACGCCAGUUGAAGCGCCAUUUGUACUUGGCGCAUGACAAAUUUCCCGGACACUUAGAGCAUGUCUGUCAUGCAGGUUAAGGCAAAGGAGUGCUCUUCUGUCGUGCUAAUCAGCACCUCAAUUCUUCGCCCCUAGCAGGACAAUAGUCGGCCUCCAUUGCGUUCUCUGCAAUACAGUUUUUUUGGUGUAGCAUUUCAUGCAUCACAAAUCAUUUCCACUUUGAGGAUUUCCAUUCUGAGGCUUCCAUAGCCGCGGUCCGCAGAGGCCCGCCGGUUUUUGUGGGGCAACAUUGACUGGAGUUCCUGGUGGGGGGGAGCAAGCGCAAGCACCAAACCAUCUUCUUCGUCGGAUGAACAAGAGAAAAAAGAAAACGAGAAAGACUCGUCCUCCGACUGGUGGAACUGGGAUUGGAGUAGGGAAAAGGAUGAUAACGCCAAAUACGGUGAUGAGGAUCAGAAAUUAUCCUGGGACGAUUUUCACGCAGGUACAAGUUCAUCUCUCGAAAACAAAGCCAAGGACUGGGCCGAGGAUGUCGCGAAGGACACGCUGAAAGGUCAUGCGGACAAUUUGAAAUCGACCGUGGAGGAGAAGAAAAAAGACGUGAAGUCGACUAUCGAAACCCACGUGGAAAACGCUAAGUCGAGUUUGAAGGAGCAUUAUGUUGACUCAGCGAAUAAAUCGAAUGUCAAGACCCAGCUGCAAGAAAAGGAAAAGCUGCACGGGAGCGAAGGAAAGGAUAACAAGGGAGGUCAAGGAGAGAAAGAGAACACGAAGCCGAAGGAAAACAAUACUCCCACGACCUCCGCUAAUGUGUCCACCCGAACUUCGUCAAAUUGGAACGAAGACGGGCCCUACGCCGGGCAGGGGUACAAUCCCCCAGCAGACGUGCGGCAGAACAGCCUCUGCGUGGUUACCGCUUGUCAGGAAUACGAGGCGGGAAGAUGGGACUCCGAUUGCUGCUCGCACCCCAGUUCUGCUUUUUGCGCGCCCGGACACCGGUACGAGGUCGGGGCGGAGGGAUGUGGGUGGGGGUUGACAAUGGGGCAGAGGUCCACGUGCUGUGUUAUGGACAGUGCUUUUAUGCAAUACAAAUUUUCUAUUUAUUCCCGUACACGUACAGCGAGUAUGCACCGAGCAUGACAAGUUUUUAGCUACUUCUUAGAAGCCGACACUUGUGAUGCUAAAUAAACGAUACCCAGAGGACCCACAGAGGAUUUUUUUCUUCCAAGAAUACGAAUUUGUAGUUGUACGUGGAGUGUGGAAAGAAAAUCCCUUUUACCAUCGUGAUAGCUUUUCCAAACGGAGACACGGGGAGGACGACGAGAGAUCAAUCCUCAACGUGGGCCUCGACGACUGAUAAAGGUACCGGCAAUAUGAACUGCAAAAGUAUCGUACUCGUACAAAUGCAUGACAAAUUCCCUCAGCAUGAGAGAUAAAAUUUGUAAUGCGGGUUUACCUUGAGAAAAAAAUUUGUAAUGCAUGAUCGCAAUACGAGUGCGAUACUUUUGCACAGGAUAGGCAAAGGAAGUGAGCAACCUUCUGCAACUCCUGGAACUUCUAACGACCCAAACAGUCCGGCCGAGAACUUUUCAAACAAAGGCACUGGUAAAGGAAGUGCUCCUUCACCUUCUCAGCCAACAAGUAGUGGCAGUGCCACUUCUGGCACUCCACCUUCCGCGUCGUCGUCGUGUAAAUGGGCGUACGGGACAACAUCCACACCCGCACCGACCACGACGAAUUCCAUCGGUGUUGUCCGUAUCAUCGGCGACAGCUGUCUGGACGGACAGGGCGUGCAGCAGGGUCUGGCGGAAACGCUUGAAACCACCGUGGCGAACUGCGCCCGAGGCGGCGUAUGCACGGCAAAAGUAUACGUGUUUGUAUAAAUGCAUUAGAAAUUUCUUCAGCAUGAGAAAUAGAGUUUGUAAUGCGAAUUUACGUCAACAAGCAGACUUGUAAUGCAUGGCUGCAAUUACUACGAGUGCGAUACUUCUGCAGUUCAUACGGCGCGACGCUGGGCGACAUUUACCAUCGGCAAACCCCCUGCUCCGCGGACCCGAACUGUCCGACCUGGAGCAUUGUGGGCGGUGGGCGAAACGGAGUGGGGAAUAAUUAUAACAUGGACGCUGUCACGGGAACCACGACUACAUCCAAGCUCGCGGCCAUGAGGCAGAUCGUGGAUCGGGAAGUCCAUAGCGGUAGGAAAGUGAUCCUCUUCCUCUACCCCCCUGAUAACGCGACUGUCGAUCCGGAUUCCCCCGUGAACUCGUUUCAGGAUGAGUUUAAAGCGAAUCUCGUCGACAAUCAAAUAUGAGAGUGCGCAACUCCCCCUCCCCCUCAUUUGUCAUGCAAAAUUCCAAAUCCACCCUUCGCCUGUUGGCACUGUUUGCAUGACAAGCAAGUACAUUAUAUCUUGCCUCACUUUUUAAGAGGGGUUUUUUCGUAGUUGGGACUGUGCCAUAGUAGAUCCUUUACCGCUUUUUUACUUUUCUUUUAUCCCUUGGCGCUGGUGGGUCUGCCGGCAAAAUUAUCCCUACUCAGAUAGCUACAAAGCUCAUCCCGCAGCCGUCCCAGGAGCUUUUGUAGCUGUCUCUCGGUAGAGAUCGCUUUGUCCGUGCUUAUUCCGCUCAGAGUUUGCUGGGUAGGUGGUUACCGUUUGUAGCUUUUAUAAAGAAAUGGGACGCCCUGCCCUUAGCCUUCCAACAUGACAGACUCCGGAAUCCAAAACAGCACUGCAGUCCCCUAGGAAUUUGUCAUGCAAAAGCUGCAUCUUUGCCAGUGCUUGUGUUGCUGUUCAUGCAACACAAAUGAGGGGGAGGGGGAGUUGUGCACUCUCAUAUCAAAGCGUGUUCCUUUACGACCCGCGGGAAGACGUCCGAUUCGCCUUCAACGACCCGGCCAGCCGACAGUACCUAUGCAUGGCAGAAGUGUCUCGGUCUGGAAGGUUGCAACAUGUCAUGCUAUGUCUGGACUGUGAGAAAAUCCUGUGUUGCAUGGUUACCAAAAGUUGUCUAUAUAUUUUUGACCACUCAGCGAGGAAGUUUCUCAUGCGGGCUAGGCAUGAGAAAGCUCAUCUCACAGAAUCUGUCAUGCUAUGUCCUGCACGCCAGACCUCAUGGGUCAUGGGAAACCUGCGUGACAAGUCUCCCAAUCUCCCAGACCCGGACAUAUUUGCAUUUGAUAGUACCGCGCGGCGGAUAACUCGCACCCGAGCGAACUAGCGAGGUUGGAGAUGGGCCGUGAUGUGGGGAAAAUGAUUCGGAAAUUGAUGGAUACUUCGGGUGGAAUUGUGGGCGGUGGCGAGGGUACUCCGUACGUGCCGCCAACUGGAGGAGCUCCUGCACUGGACGCAGCCAACCCGAGCACCGAGAAAGGCACGGGGAAGGGAGCUGAUACGCAGAUGCCCUCCAAUACCGGCGGGAAUGACAUGCCACCAGCGGGUUCUGACGAGACAAAUAAAGGCACGGGGAAGGGCGGUGACACGCAGAUGAUGCCACCCAGCACUGGUGGGAGUAUGCCCCCUGCUACAGGCUCUGACCAAUCUGACAAGGGCACCGGGAAGGGAGGUGACAUGCAGAUGCCGCCUAGCACCGGUGGAAAUUACAUGUCACCAGCAGGAAGUUCUACUGACCAGACAAACAAGGGCACUGGAAAAGGCGACACGCAGAUGCCACCCAGCACCGGUGCUGGGAAUGAUUUGAUGCCCCCAACAACCGGCUCCAAUGAUGGCCCUACAACUGACAAGGGCACGGGGAAAGGCGAAAGCCCUAGUAGCCCGCCCACCACUGGAACCAUGCCGGGCACGGGUUCUGGUGACGCAAGCAAGGGAACGGGCAAAGGGGUACUUACUUAUUUAUUUUUCAACUACUUUGUCAUGCCUGCUGCUGCUACGGCUUUGCAAAACGAAACUUUCCGACUCUGUCAUGUAUGUUGAUACAACUUGGCAAAAGAGAAAUCGAAGAUCUAAAACCCAACCAUCAUUCACAAUCAACAGUCCGCCCCCGGAGCAGGCGGACCCGGCGGCUCUUCCCCCGCGACCACUUGCACCAAUCGUCCCUGCGCCGCCCCGCUUCUCGGUGACAUUGCUUUCACAACCAGGAAUGGAGUCGUGAAUAACCAAGUUGUCCACCCGGCCGGGGAAAAUAUCUACGGCCCCUUUGAGGCCGGGUUCGGCGCGCAGCAGAAUUUCAUCCUGGAGCAGCUCGGUUGCGCAAACGGGAACGACGGGCAUGUGGAUGGGGGAAUCGACACGCAUAUGGAUUGCAAAAGUAUCGUACUAGUACAAAUAGCAUUACAAAUUAACUCAGCAUUACAAAUGAAAUUUGUAAUGCUGUUUGACCUUGGGAGCGAGAUUUGUCAUGCAUUGCAAAGCAAUUACUACAAGUGCGAUACUUUUGCAGUUCAUAACGCACUUGGCGGAGCAAUUAGUUGCAUUUCAAUGCAACAUUGACUUGCCCCGGUACGACCACAGUACAACAAAUUCUGCCGGCGAGUACAUUUCUCUUCUCGACGAUAUGGCGUUCUCAAACGUUACAUUCUGAAUUGUUACACGUUUUGUCAUGCAGAUUUACAAUCAGAAUCGACACGAUGAAGCUGCUUCGCAUGACAAAUUCUCGAAGAGCCAAACAGGCUGGGAAUCUGUGCCAAAUCUGUCAUGCAAGACACGCAAGGCCACCCCUUUCACUUUUGCCAUUCCUGCAUCACAAACUCAUGUAACAGCUGAGAGUGUAACAGUUGAGAGCGCCAUAGACGAGUGCGGCGGACACACGCGCGAAUACCACUUCCACGAGAGACUCAGCUGCUUGUACGAGUCGGGGUUUGGAACCAGUGGGGUCUACCAUUCGGUAGCAAUCGGUGCCGAGGCUGGUACUAGUUCCUCUGCUGGUGAUGGUACAACUUCUAGUAGAAAGCAACUGUACGGCAAAUUCGAAAACACAGAACAGGGUUUGUUACCGAACCUCGACGCCUGCAACGGUAUGCACUGCAAAUAUGUCUGGGUCUGAAAACUUGUGAUGCUAAAAUGUGGAUGAUGGAAACACUUUCGAAUGCAGCCCAGCAUGACAACUUUCCAGAGCGCUUUCUCAUAGGCAGUCCGCAUGAGAAACUGCGUACAAAAGAGGCCGCGACUCUUGUUGGUUAUGCAGUACAGAUUUCCUAGCUAUGAAAAGCUAGCAUUACAAAUUCCAACUUUCCAGACCCAGACAUAUUUGCAUUUGAUAAACGGGCAUUUCGGCACCACCCCGGAUAGCAACAACGAAGUCGUUUAUCAUUAUCACGUGACGGAGCGUCCGCCUUUCACGAUUGAUAUGACAGUGCACAACUCGUCUCCCUCCCCCCCAUUUGUCAUGCAAAACCCCAAAUCCAAGUGCUUCCCUUUGGCACUGUUUGCAUGACAGAUUCGUCCAGAAGCCCAAACAGUACUACUUACACGAGGCGCGUCGCAAAUUUGUCAUGCACAGGCUCCACGUGUGCUGGUGUUUGUAUUGCUGUUCAUGCAAUACAAAUGAGGGGGAGGGGGAGUUGUGCAAUCUCAUAACUGGCUGCUACGGCCCGGAAUACGGCACGGAGACCCUCGCAACCACGGGGGAAAUCAUCCAAGUCGAGAAGCUUGUGACGCUAUGCAUUGCAAAUAUGUCUGGUUCUGGAAACUUGUCAUGCUGGGUGGCGUAUCAUGAGGAGGCCACAAUUACUGGCUCAGCAUGACAAGUUUCUGAGCUCCUUCUAGGUGUUGCCUAUUCUGCAUGACAAACUGCGUCUCUACUGCAUAACAGAAAAGUGGGGCUCUUGGGCAAUGUGCGUGACAGAUUUAAGAGUCAUGCCAGACAAGCAUGACGAACGUGCAUUCUUCCAGACCCAGACAUAUUUGCACUUGAUAGACGCUGGAAAAGUGUCGCAGCUUGUACAGUGGGUGCGGGUCGACUCCGGUGACGCUGACGGUUCGAAAUGCGGCUGGGUAUCAAAUGCAAAUAUGUCAUCUGGCUCUGGAAUGUUGCAGGACUUGUCAUGCAGGUUUUCCAUGACCCAUCAGGUCUGGAAUGCGAGACCCAGCAUGACAGAUUCUCUGAGGUCUCUAUCAUGCCUUUCCUGCACGAGAAACUCCCUCUCAACUUGGUCAAAAGCGGACAGCUUUUGGCACUCACGCAGCACAGAUUUUUGCAUCAUUCAGAUUUAGCAUGACAAGUUUUAAUCUUCCAGACCCAGACAUUUGCAAUGCAUACUGGGACUGCGGAGCGGAUUCCUUACCGGAAGUGGUGUCCGUGUUACGACCAGAACGGAUCGAACGUUGGGAAUGCAGAGUUGAAAGUCUUUGCUGGAGCUGACGUGACGCAGAUGAAAAGUGUUGCAGCAGUGCCCGGCGCUCCGAUUUAUGCGACACUGCCGCCGGCACCUGCAACGACUGCUGUUCCCCCAGCAACGACUGCUGUUCCCCCAGCGGCGCCUCCGGUCGCCACAGCAGCGCCACCAGUCGCCACAGCGGCACCACCAGUCGCCACAGCAGCGCCUCCGAUCGUGGUAACGACAGCCGCUCCACCCUCCCCACCGAUUCUGCCGCCGCCGUCCAUUAAGGGCUUCGUCACUGUCGCCGGGAAUAACAAGUGGGGCGGGGUGCAUCCGAGUAUGUGCAUGCGGGCGGCGUUCGGAGGGGACGUCACGACUAACUCCCACGAGCUGAUUGCCGACAAAGCGAAUGUGCGGUGUUGCUCGGUCGAUGAGAAAGGCAAGAUCAAGAUGGACAAGUAUGGUGGGACUAGACACGGAAGGGACGUCUGCGAAGAUUUGAAAGACAUGCCGUUUGAAAAAGCCCGGCACCACUGCGUUUCGCACGGCUUCCGGCUCUGCACACAGGAGGAACUGGAGGAAAACCGAGCCGCCGGCACCGGCUGUUUGUUCGACCGGACCCGCGUCUGGUCCUUAUGCAUUGCAGAUAUGUCUGGGCCUGGAAGAGUGCAAACUUGUGAUGCGCAUUUCACAACACAUAAAAAUCUCUCAUGCAUAGGCAGCAAAACCAAAAGAAGUUACCCACUUUCUGUCACGAAAGUCGGGCAUUUGUCAUGCGGAUUCGGCAUUGCGGAGGCUUGUCGAAACCUGUGAUGCGAGAGCUUCCAUGCCAGCCCUCCUGUGUCAUGCAAAAGCAGCAUGACUCUUACAGACCCAGACGACAUAUUUGCAAUUCAUAGUCCUCGACUCAGUGCGAUUUGUCCAAGGACUGCGGUUGCGACGUGACCAGCGACACCCAGCCGGUUUGCGGCAAAAAUGGACAGACGUUCAAAAACCGGUGUCUCGCGAUGUGCAAGCAGUAUCCAGUGCAAAAGUAUCGUACUAGUAUAAAUCGCAUUACAAAUCAGCUCAGCAUUACAAAUCAAACCUGUAAUGCUGUUUUACCUCAGGAGAGAGAUUUGUCAUGCAUAACAGCAAUUACUACGAGUGCGAUACUUUUGCAAUUCAUAAGCAAGUCGAGGUGGCGAGCCUCGGGCCCUGUGCGUUCGCCGGGGAGCGGGUUGUCACCGUGGUCGGGAUAUCAAAUGCAAAAAUGUCUGCGUCUGUGAGGAUGCGAACUUGUAAUGCUGCACCUGGAUUCUACAAAAAUCUGUGUUGCGUGAACAGCAAAAGAGGUCCAAUUUUUGCCACUGCGAGAGGGCAUUUCUCAUGCGGUAUACGCAUCAGGAAGCCCUCACAAAAUCUGUGAUGCUAGGGCAUGCACCACAGACAUCUGGACCCAUGCUAAAUGUGCAUGACAAACCUUGCCUCCUUCCAGACCCAGACAUAUUUGCAUCUGAUAGGGGAAUAAAAAGUUCAACGAACUAAUCCCCUCGUAUUGCACCGUCGCGCAGGAGAAGGCUAAUGUCCGUUGCUGCAGCAAGGACGGGAGCGGAAAGAUCAAGAUGGGGGAGUACGGCGGGGUGAGCCAGGGACGGGAUGUCUGCGAUGAUUUGAAAGACAUGACAUUCCCCGAGGCGGAGCAACACUGCGAGGCACACGGGUUCCGGCUCUGUAAGCAAGAUGAGCUUGAGUCGAACCGUGCGGCGGGCACGGGGUGCAUGUUUGAUGUCACCCGAGUUUGGUCCAAGACCAAGUGCGGCGGACCGGAAGAGUGCUACUGUUCGUUGGAUGAAACAGAGUACGGCCCGGUCUGCGGGUCGGACAACAACACGGACAAAAACGAGUGUUUGGCAAAGUGUAAAAAUGCCAAAGUGCAGCAUCUCGGGUCUUGCUCCGCUAGUCUGCCGAAAUUAGUCACCUUGGCCGGCAACAAGCGGUGGAGCAACAGAAACCCGAAAAUGUGCGCCGCCGCGGACGCGAAAGCGAACAUUCGGUGCUGCGGGGAAAAGAAAAUCACCAUGGACAAGUAUGGCGGGACUAAGAAGGGCAGGGAUGUCUGCGAUGAUUAUGAACUGCAAAAGUAUCGUACCUACUAGUAUAAAUCGCAUGACAAAUAAUUUCCUCAGCAUGAGAAAUUAAGUUUGUGAUGCGGGUUUACGUAAAGAAAACAAUUUGUAAUGCAUGUCUGCGAUUACUACUAGUACGAUACUUUUGCAAUGCAUAACGAUCUGAAGCAAGCGACGUUUUUCGAAGCCGAGAAGCAUUGUACUGAUCACGGGUUCCGACUCUGCUCCGAGGAAGAAUUGGAAACGAACCGUGCGGCAGGAACCGGGUGCCUUUUUGACCGGACGAGGGUAUGGUCGAGCAGUACCUGUGACAGUACCGAAGAUCCGCCGGUGGCUACUACUUCUCUUCCGCCGCCCCCAGUAACGACCAAAGAACCCCCGGCGCUGUGUCACUGCACAAAAGAGUACAACCCUGUGUGUGGACUUGACGGCACCACCUACGGCAACCCGUGCAUGGCAACGUGUGCCAACGCAGAGAUCGCUUACGAAGGGGAAUGUAAGGACGACGACGAGGAGCCGAUCUUCACGGGCCCGCCGCCUUGUUACUGCACGGAGGAAUAUGCACCCGUUUGCGGCCACGAUGGGAAGACGUACGGUAACUCCUGCAAGGCGGACGGCUGCGGAUAUGGUCCGGGGGUGGAUUUUGUUGGGGAAUGCGAAGAUGAAAAUAACCAAAAUAACAACCUCCCCCCACCCUCCUGGUCGAAGAUGCUGCUCGGCGCGAGAGCGCACCUCUCUUCCACGCUCGCGCACUACGAGGCGCAGGCGUGCUUCGACGGGAGACGGACGACACUGGAUCCGCGAGAGCCGAAUUCGGUUUGGGACAAAGCGGCUAUGCCGGAAAACGCCCCGAACAUCCGGAAUUGGGUCCACGACGUUUUCCCGAACGUCGCGCACUACGAAUCGGGGCUGCCGUGUCGGUAUGCACUGCAAAAACAUCGUACUCGUACUAAAAUGGCGUUUAUGCAUUACAAAUUUUUUUCUUAAGGCAAAUCCGCAUUACAAAAUUAAUUUGUAAUGCUACGUCAAUUUGUCAUGCAAUUUGUGCUAGUACAAGUACGACUACGACACUUUUGCAGUUCAUACUCCUUCCGGUUGGGGCCGAAACACCUACAUCUUCGCGGAGUACCCCCAAAGAAUCGAGGUGACAAACUUCGAAGUGUAUCCCUUUAUCGAACGGCCGUACCGGUUAGUCGCGCCGGGGCAGCACCCGAUGUGCGACCCGCGACCGAAGAUGUUGGAGGUUUCUUCCGGGAGUAGUACAGAAGUAGUUCCGGGAUUGGGAACAACUUCUACUCCCCCCCUCCGUUUCGGCACCGAGAACCUGCCGAGAGAGUGUCAGUGCGAGAUUGGGAAGGACCCGUGCGGAGCGUUAGUUGGCGUCUCCGACCGCGUUCCUUGCAACCACCAGAAUCCUAUCGCAGGAAACAAGUGCUACAGUUACACAUUUUGUUGCAGGCCGAGCAAGACAGACCAGCUCUGUCAUGCCGCAUAUGCAUAGGAGUCUUGUUUCAUAGGUGUUUUCCUGUAGGAUUCCUGCAUUGCAAGUUUUCUAUCUCAUGCAGAGAAAUUUGUGUUGCUGAAUUGACAACAAAUGUGUAACUGAAACACUUUUUUCUUGCGAUAAAUCCUGACGGCUGCAGAGUAUCCAACAAGGAUGUGACAAUUUGCGGGAAAAUCGAUGUUGUGGAUGUGCAGAAAUCGCUGUGGGAGUGGGAAACAUUACCAGAUGGGACGAAAACUUUAAAAAGACGACGGUGGCCGAAGGGGAUUCCGGUCAAGUGUGACAAAAAUGUCAAGGGGAGAUUUGCGUUUCUUUUACUCCCCUCUGGGGAGGUGGAGCGGAUGCAGUCUUACCCCGGGCCGACGGGGUUGCGGAUUCUGUCCAUGACAGAAUUGUCGGUUUAUGGGCGGUUUUUGAACACGACAAGCACGACGACUUUGGCACCUGUUACGACGACGACUUUAGCGCCGACGACAACGACGCCGGAACCGACGACCACAACACUCGUGCCUACCACUACAACACUGGCGCCUACCACCACGACAACACCCCCGCCAACCACAACCCUGACAAGUACAACCACGCUGACCAGCACGACGCAAACUUUCACCACGACAAGCACGGUGACGGAAACUAGUACGUCCACGGUGACGACGACUUCUACGGUGACGGAAACGACGACUUCUACGGUCACGCAAACUACAACCAGUACUGUGACGGAAACAACAACGAGUACCGUGACGCAGACAACAACUUUGCCUGUCACGUACACCACAACGGUGACUUCAACGAGCACACAGACCACAACCAGCACCCAGACGACCACCGUGACACAAACGACAACUUCAACCGUGACGCAGACUACGACGGUGACCACAACUACUCCGGAGCCAACUACGACGACAGUAAAGCCGACGACUACGACUCUUCAGCCGACUACCACAACAGCUGAGCCACCGACGAGCACGAUAGUUCCUGAGGAAACGACGGCGAAGCCAGUUGUGACUAGUAGUACAAGUACUGCUGCGCCGACUUCUACUACGACUUUGGCGCCGACUUCUACUACGACUUUGGCGCCGACGACGACGACGCUGGCGCCGACGACGACGACGUUGACCAGCACCACAACUAUCACGACGACGAUCACCUUCACCACUACCAGUACGAUGACGCAGACCACCACUUCCACGGUAACGGAGACUACGACCGCUACGGUGACGCAGACCACCACUUCUACGGCCACGCAAACGACGACAAUUACGCAGACAACCACUACGAGAGUGCACAACUUUCCCUCCCUCUCAUUUGCGUUGCAUGAACAGCAACACAAGUGCUGGCAAAGAUGCAGCUUUUGCAUGACAAGUUCCUAGAGGACUGUAGUGCUGUUUUGGAUUCAUCCCGAAUCUGUCAUGCAAGCAGUGCUAACAGGCAAAGGGUGGAUUUGGACUUUUGCAUGACAAAUGAGCGGGAGGGGGAGUUGUGCACAUUCAUAACCACGUCUACCGUGACUCAAACGACAACGUCGACAAUGACGCAAACUACAACUAGCACGGCUACGCAAACCACAACCAGCACGGCUACCCAGACCACAACCAGCACAGUGACUCAGACCACAACCAGCACAGCAACUCAGACCACAACCAGUACAAUGACGCAAACGACGACUAGCACAGUGACUCAGACCACGACUAGUACGGUUACCCAAACCACGACCCAGACCACAACGCAGACCACAACGCAGACCACAACUCAAACCACAACGCAAACCACGACCCAAACCACCACCACCACGGUUUUGGUCCUGCCUUUCGCGCCCCCGGAUACAGAGGAGGUCUUUGACGAGGAGGUGCAGCAGGUUUCUGGUUCUGCGACAGUGGGUAUGGCGUUACCGGCCGGGACGAGUGGGGAGGAUCUCUUAA
Amoebophrya sp. A120 is the source of this 12408-nucleotide messenger RNA. The record is from the annotation of a GenBank genome assembly. Lineage: Eukaryota; Dinophyceae; Syndiniales; Amoebophryaceae.